This is a messenger RNA of Cornus florida, 498 nucleotides long. Its product is annotated as receptor-like protein EIX2. The coding region runs from base 1 to 498 and encodes 165 amino acids. The transcript is spliced from 2 exons. Gene Ontology annotation, molecular function: protein binding. NCBI's taxonomy places the organism in Eukaryota, Viridiplantae, Streptophyta, Magnoliopsida, Cornales, Cornaceae. The record is from RefSeq and is a predicted model, not a curated record.
AUGAAACAAGCUCUUGGAUUAUUCAAUAAUUCACGAGUUGGUAAAGUAGUGAGGUGCAUAGAGAGGGAGAGACAAGCUCUCCUUCAGUUUAAAGAAGGGAUCUUUGAUGAUUAUGGCAUUCUCUCUUCUUGGGGGAACUCAAUUGAAGACUGUUGCAAAUGGAGAGGAGUUCAAUGUAGCAACCGCACUGGUCAUGUGAUGCAUUUGAAGUAUUUGGACCUCAGUUCCAAUAAUGUUGCAGAGAGCCCCGUCCCAGAAUUCAUUGGUUCCUCUAGCAGUUUACAAUACCUCGAUCUUUCACAUAAUCAUUUUGGCAGUACGAUUCCUAAUCAGUUUGGGAAUCUUUCCGAAUUGCGUUCUCUUGAUUUGGGCUCUAAUGAUGAUCUGAGUGUAAAAAGUUUAGAGUGGGUUUCCCAUCUUUCUUUAUUAAGAUACCUUAAUCUGAGCUAUGUUAAUCUUAGGAAUGCAAUAGAUUGGAUGGAAGCACCCAAUAUGUGA